Messenger RNA from Closterium sp. Naga37s-1, 738 nucleotides. Lineage: Eukaryota; Viridiplantae; Streptophyta; Zygnematophyceae; Desmidiales; Closteriaceae. The record is from the annotation of a GenBank genome assembly.
AUGUUCCCUCCCUUAACCUUGCGACUCCGCUUCCACCUCCCCUCACUCUCACCCACCCGCGCCACAGGGAAACGGAAGCGGGGAGGGGAUACAGGAGGCCGCGGAACAGGGGGAACUGGGGGAAGGGGGAAAGGGCGCGGGGGAGCGGCAAACGGUGGAGCUGAGGGGAAUGCAGCAAGGAAACGAGCGCGGAGGGCGGAGCAAGGGGGAGCGGAAGGCAUGCAACCCCCGCAGCAGAGUAAAGGCCACGCGGGGAAGGGGGAACAGGAAGGGGGAAGUGGCGCGGGGGAACGCGGUGGGGGCAACCAGCGCGCGGGUGCGGCAGGGGGAAGGGGGGGAAAAGCGGGUGUGCGGGGGGGAAAAGGGGGGAGAGGAAGCGAGCGCGGGGGGAGGGGGGGGCAGAAUGUGCGCGGAGUGGGGAGGAAAGAGGAGCAGGAUUUACUGGCGUUUGGGGAAGAGCUGAAGGCGGCUGCUGCGGCUGCUUCUGGGAGCCUGGGCAAGAGGAAAGAGAAGAUGAAGAAGUUCCUGACAGAGCGGCGUAAGGCCAAGAAGCUGAAGCAGAAGCAUGGAGGGCGCGGGGAUGCAGAGGGUGGGGGAGGGGGAGGGCAGGGGGAGAGCAGGAGCGCGGAUGGCAGGGCGCUGGAGUUCCCUGAGAGGGACGUGGUGGCGUUUGGGGACGUGGUGCAGGAACCACCGAAGAAUCUUCCUCAGCCACGGAAGAAGGUUGGUGUGCUUUGA